Molecule: messenger RNA, 2451 nt
Organism: Vombatus ursinus (common wombat)
Lineage: Eukaryota; Metazoa; Chordata; Mammalia; Diprotodontia; Vombatidae
Product: vomeronasal type-2 receptor 26-like
Biological process (GO): G protein-coupled receptor signaling pathway
Cellular component (GO): membrane
Molecular function (GO): G protein-coupled receptor activity
Source: RefSeq, a predicted model, not a curated record
AUGGUACCUUUAAUCAUAGUUCUCCUUCAUCAUUAUACACCUAUCCAAAGUUUUCCUUCUUCACAGAAGCCAUCCUGCCUCCCUCAAAUCAGCCCCAGCAUUGUCAGAAAUGGGGAUCUUGUGAUUGGGACUUUUCUUCCCAUGUAUUCGGUUGAGGUGAGCAGUGUCACUGGAGCAGGACUCUUUGGAAGUUAACCUGACAGGGACUGUCAGAACUAUAAGUGGCUAUACAAAAAUUACCAACAAGCCCUGGCCCUAAUGUUUGCUGUAAAGGAGAUCAACAAGGACCUACCUAACCUGUUACCCAACCUUACCCUGGGCUUCCACCUCUACAACACCUCCCACGGUGAGGAGAGGACCUUGGAGAGCUCCCUGUGCUGGCUGCCUGGGCAGGGCCAGCUCAUCCCUAACUACAGCUGCUGGAAGUAGGACACGUCUGUGGCUGCCAUUGGAGGAGCCACCCCAGCUCUGUCUGUCCAGAUGGGGACCCUGCUGGAGCUCUACAAGUAUCCACAGGGCUUAGCUGCUUGCUUUCUCUGGAGGGUAGGCUUCCUUUCUGGCUUGUACGGGGGGGGGGCCUCCCUAUUGGGGUCCCCUGGUGUGGGGUUUAACUGCUGGCCUACCUCAGGAGUGGGGCCCUGCUGCUGGGUUGCCAUGGAAACAAGGUCUCUCUGCUGGGAGGGAGGGGCUGCACUGCUGGUUAGUAAUGGGGUCAAGACUUCCUGCGUGAGACUGCCUGCUGCUGCUGCUCUUGGACCUCACUCCCCUCCCACUCCAGUGAGGCAGAUCUUUCCUGCUGGGCUUGCUCUGGCCUUUGGGUACUUUUUUACAGUGGCCUUCUUGGUUUUACCUCCAUUUAUCCUCUUUUCCAUUGCACCUCACUCACAGAACACUACCAAUUAUUACAGGUGUCGGAAAAGAAACUACUCCACGCUGCCCCCUGGCAUUCCAACUCUCCCCCUCCCAGGACAAGUAGACCUGUCAAGCACCAAGUCCCCCAGGACUCAUACAGUAAAGGAGUCCCUCACUGGUCCUGCUUUGUGCCUCUGUUACUUUGCUGUCCCUGCCCACUGCAUUUAUUCACCGUUCCUGCCUUUCUGUCGUUUGAGUAAUGAAUUGAUCCAACCAUUUUGGAGACUCCAUUCAUUUCUAAAGAAUAUCCAGUUUAACAACAGUGCUGGUGACCAGGUUUUUAUGGAUGAGAAUAGAAACCCUGAGGCUCAAUAUAACAUCCUGAACUAUGUAACCUUCGAUGUGGAUGUUGAAGCUCUGGUGAAAGUCGGACAGUUUAUCCCCCAGGCUGAGCCUGGCCACGAUUUCACCAUUAAUGAGGAGACCAUAGUGUGGGGCUUUACAUAUUAUGAGAUUCCUUGUGCCACCUGCAGUGAGAGCUGUGGUCCUGGAUUCAGGCAAACCCCACUGGAGGGACAGCCCAUCUGCUGUUUCAACUGUUCUCUGUGCCCUGAGGGGGAGAUCUCCAAUCAGACGAACAUGAAGCAUUGUGUGAAGUGCCCAGGAGAUGCAUAUCCAAAUAAGGAAAGAAAUACAUGCCUCCCCAAGGUUGUAACUUUCCUGGAUUUUUCAGAACCUUUAGGGAUGGCUCUAAUCUGUGUAGCUCUUUCUUUUUCUCUAAUGACAUCUCUGGUUCUCUGUAUAUUUGUGAUGUUUCAAGACACACCCAUAGUGAAAGCCAACAACCAGGCUCUCAGCUAUACUCUCCUCAUCUCCCUCAACUUCUAUUUCCUUUGCUCCUUGUUCUUCAUUGGCCGUCCUACUUCAGCCACCUGCCUCCUUAGACAAACGACCUUUGGGAUUGUGUUCACAGUAGCUGUAUCCUCCAUUUUGGCCAAAACCACUAUGGUAGUCUUGGCUUUCAGGUUUACAACACCAGGCAGCAGGGGUAGAAUGUGGGUGCAAUCCAGAGCGUCCAACUCUAUUGUCGUUAUCUGUUCUGGGAUUCAAGUGAUUCUCUGUGGCAUCUGGUUGGGAAUCUCUUCCCCUUUCCCAGACAGAGAUACCCACUCUGAACCAGGUCAGAUCAUCAUUGGGUGCAAUGAGGGCUCUGACUUUGCCUUCUACUCUGUCCUGGGCUACUUGGGAUUCCUAUCACUAUGUAGCUUUACAGUGGCUUUCCUGGCCAGGAACCUUCCUGACACCUUCAAUGAAGCCAAGUUCAUCACAUUCAGCAUGUUGGUGUUCUGCAGUGUGUGGGUUUCCUUCCUCCCCACAUACCAGAGCACCAAGGGCAAGGCCAUGGUUACUGUGGAAAUCUUCUCCAUCCUGGCAUCCAGUGCUGGGUUACUGAGCUGCAUCUUUAUCCCCAACUGUUACAUCAUUCUGCUUAGGCCAGACAGAAAUACUCAGGAUAUAAAGAAUAAAGCAGAUAACAGGGGCCAGAACCAUUCUGCAUAAUUGACUGCUAAUUUCUAUCAGAGUCAUAUUCAGUUUUAA